Molecule: messenger RNA, 5480 nt
Organism: Mya arenaria
Lineage: Eukaryota; Metazoa; Mollusca; Bivalvia; Myida; Myidae
Product: TSC22 domain family protein 4-like
Exons: 3
Coding region: 328-2334 (668 amino acids)
Biological process (GO): regulation of transcription by RNA polymerase II
Source: RefSeq, a predicted model, not a curated record
GAUGUUAUAUCUUAACAAAAAGACAGCAUCUAUGUUGUUCACUUAAUGAAUUUGACAAUGGUUUAUGUCUUUUAUUUAGACAUACUACAUCACGUUAUUUUAAUUGUGAAUCAGUUUUAAGGAAAGUGGCUUGUGUAGAUGGGUUUUAGUGAUUCUGGUAUACAUUUGACUUUGGAUAAGGACGUAGAGGUUGUGAAUGCCAAGUAAAUACUCUUAAGAAUACUGGUUUACAAGCAUUGUGAGAGUACUUGAGGAUAUUUCAGAAAAUACUGUGUGAGCACCUUUGACUUUUUUAAAGCUGACUUCAAAUUGUGUUAUUGCACAACUAUGGAAGAAGGAGAUGAGUACCCAGUCAGGAGGUUCUCCCUGCAGGAGCCGAGGUCAGCUGUAGGAAGCACUCCAGUACCUCCAGCCACCCCUCCACGGAGACGACACACUGUCACACAGGCUCCUAUGAUUGGUAGCUUGGAGUGCCAGCACAGGCCAAGAUAUGUUAGAACAGUACCCAGGUACUCCAGUGACGAUUAUUUCCAAGAAGAGUCUCUCUUGCCGGGUCAGCAGUAUGUCCAUUAUUCUCCUACACGUUCACAUUAUCAAGGCAUGACAUUGCAUAGACCAGCAGUUUCACACCCUCUGCGACCAGUCCAGGAGGUACAGCCAUUUUACUCCACCCCAGUUUUCAACAUGAGAGGUUCUAUGGUUCAGCAAAGAGCUCAGUCAGGUCCGUUUUUUUAUGAAGAAAUGUUAAGUCCAGCAGAAGAGUAUGCAUUUUCUCCAACAAGAGAUUCUUCAGAAGUACAGGGAAUGCAUGAAUCUGUGGCAGGGAUAAGAUAUUCUCCAAGAAUGCCCUGUAAAAGCAUGUGGCCAUCUGGAAGGCAGUGCUCUGACCCUAUGAUGGAGGAAGAGUUUAUGAGGUAUCAGCCUCAGGCUGAUGUAAGCCCUUGUAGUCUUCAGUACAACCAAGUAGGUCAGCAGGUUGUGAAACAGAAUGCCCUUUCCAUGAACCAACCACAUUCUAUAUCAGUUGGUGGACAACAGUAUGUACCAGUCAAUUCUUUCAGUCAGAUGCCUGUAGCUUUUCAGAAUCCAAAUACAAUGGCAGAGCAAGGGUAUGACACACAAACAUACCCCGGUGUUGUUUGUGAAACUGCUCAGAUGAAUGAGCAGCAAUUGUCAGCUGCUAUGCAACCUUCCAUUCAACAGUUUGGACAGAAUGUCCAGAUGGUGCAACCAAUACAGCAGCAUGAGUCACAAAUAACUCAAACCAGUCAGCAACAAAUGAUUCAGCAGUAUCAGCAACAGCAGGUGCAGCAGCUGAAUCAACCAGUUGUUCCCCAGUCUGAUCUUUCUUGUCAGGGUGAGCAUCAACCGUCUCUCAAAGGUAUGGUAGGGCAAAGUUCUGGAAAACUUGGAGAUGAAGAUGACAUACCUGCUUGGCAAACACCGUAUGUACCAUUAAAAAGAGUUAAAAAAACUGCAUUGGUUUCUAGUCCGUCUGAAGAAAAUAGGCUUAAAGUUCCAGAAUUAGAGAGAGAAAAUAGUUCUGAAGAUGGAAGAGUUGGUGAAUCUAUCAUGAGAAACCAUAGCUCUGGAUCAGCCUCAAGCUCUCCUAGAUUUAAAAAGAGGGUAUCCUUUGAGGAUGAUCCUAUAAAUAGAGUAAGGUCUUUCAGUGCUCAGAGCGUGACCUAUGAAGGAAUUGGUCAUGUUGGCAACAAUGAAAGGAAGUUGGAUAGAAAAAUAAGCUACGAAGAAGAACCACCUAAACGGUUUAACACAUUGAAGAUAUUAAAGGUAGAGAAAAUGUCAGAUGGUACUGGAAGGCAGGAUGAAGUAUAUGAUAGACAGUACAGUAUUGACAGUAUUGGGAGCAAUGAGGUCUUCAGUAAGGAAACACCUGAAGAAUGCAACAAUAAGGAAGAAGAAAAUAAGUUAGCCAAAAAGGAUAGAGUAGCAGUUCUAAUCAAACAAGAGAGUGAACCAGGUUAUGUGUUGCGGAGAGGUUCAGAUGCAGUUUUGAUUGCAAAGACAAAGAAAGAGAGACAGGAGGAGAAGAGGAGGCACUCCAUGUGUCCGAUGACAGCCUACAACCUGCGUGGGUCAAGUACAGUUGCCAUCGACAACAAGAUCGAACAGGCUAUGGACCUGGUGAAGAGUCAUCUUAUGUUUGCUGUGCGGGAGGAGGUUGAGGUGCUAAAGGAGCAGAUUGCCGAGCUCAUAGAGCGGAACAAUCAGCUUGAGUAUGAGAACGGAAUCCUGCGAGCGGCUGCUAGCCCAGAGACCCUCGCCAAGCUGGCUCAGCCCCGACAGCAACCACCACCAUCAUCAUCUUCUUGAGAAUGCAGUCAUUUGCCUCAUUUAAGGCAGUUUGAAGAUAGGCUUAACUAAAUUUCGCUGCUCUGUCAGUGCUGAUUGGCUCUGCCCCUCGUUAAGACGAUGGGUUAACCAGCCUGCAUUCCAUCCUGAAGAAUGGUUGGAUAGAACAACCAGAAUGACCUACCGGAGGUAAUUGCUUGGUUUUAGCAAAAUAAGAGAUAAUUCAAGGAAGUACCAGAUUCAUCCAGCUGGAGUUACUUCUCUUGGUUGAAUCGUCCAACAUCAAAAGACAUGAGCACCAGAGUAAAAGCCAGUAGAGGAAGGACCACUGGACAGUGUACGGAAAGAUGUGCUAAUUUAUCGGGCCAUUCAAUAUCUCCAGAGGGGUUUGCUAAUGCAAACCUACAAGUACAAUCAUUGAAUAUUAUCUAGUCGUAUAGCUUGAACACAGUCGGCAUCUGAUAUUUUAAGGAAAUUGGACUGGUUUGGCGUAACUGUGAUGCAAGUGAAUUGAAAACACUCCAAACAUUAUUUUAUUGUUUGGAAAGGCUUGUGAAUACCUAUGAUACUUAAUUCCUGGCUGUUAUCAAGCUGAAGGCACAUACCUUGACCUCUCUUGCCAUAAAAUAUCUAUUGAAAAUGUUUUUUUUCCCUUUGAUCUUUUCUUCCUUCCAAUAAUCUGUCAUGUUAAAUAAUGGUACUAUAACCUCAUUGCCUUAGUGUACGUGCACCAUUUACUGCUUAAAACAAACAAUUAGUUCAUAAAUUCCAUCGUGUUAAAAGAGUCUUAUAGCUGCUAUAUCAUCAUUGUAACAAUGUAUUGCACAUAAUAUACAUGACUUGUAAUAAUCUUUUGCUUGUUUCCUGAGUAAAUGUUCAUAUUUUAGACGUUAAUAAUGCUUUUCUCAUCAAAGAAUUGGUAAUUUGUUUCAUUUAUGCAGAUAUGAUUGUAUGGGGAAAUCAUAAUGCUGUCAGAUUCAUGCAUGAGUAAAGCUGUUCAAACGUCAAAAUUGUUUUGUACAUAUUAAAAAAAGAAUGUGCUGCGAAUACGAUCAUUACUACAUAAAUUAUAUAUCAGGUGGUAAACAUGUAAGCCAUUUACCCCUCUGCCAUGAAUAUACUAAUUCUCUGCCAUGUAUAUACUAAUUUCCCUUUCUUAUGCUCUGUCUGAUACAUUUCUGUAAUUGUUCCACUAUUGGACCUCCUGUUGAAAAGUGCUUUAUGAUCUAGGCUUUGAAACUUCUCACUAAAUCAGUAUGAUUAUGCAUUUACCAAUAUUUGCUCCACCAGGGUUGUUGGGGGUAUAAAGGGACUGAAGACAGCAGAUAGUUGCCCACAUGAAGGGUUUUGGUUGCCCAUGUGUAGGGGUUUUUUUGUUGCCAAAGUGUAGGGUUUUGGUUGCCCACAUGUAGGUUUUGGUUGCCCACAUGAAGGGUUUCAGUUGGUAACAUGUAGGGUUUUGGUUGCCCACAUGUAGGGUUUUGGUUGCCCACAUGUAGGGUUUCAGUUGCCCACAUGUAGGGUUUCAGUUGCCCACAUGUAGGGUUUCAGUUGCCCACAUGUAGGGUUUCAGUUGCCCACAUGUAGGGUUUCAGUUGCCCACAUGAAGGGUUUCAGUUGGUAACAUGUAGGGUUUUGGUUGCCCACAUGUAGGGUUUUGGUUGCCCACAUGUAGGGUUUCAGUUGCCCACAUGUAGGGUAUCAGGUUUUGGACAUGUGGGAUAGUGGGUUUCCCACAUUGCAGGCAAUAAGAAUAAUUUCAUGUUAGCUUAAUGAAAGUAAGGGAUUUGCACAGCUAGCUGUUCAGUGUACAAAUGUGUUGGUAUAUUUAGCAAUUUAAAGAAUAAAUUUUUGACAAAGAUAUUUUAUCAGUGUUUGUAUGAAAGUAAGAUUGUAAUUUAAUGACAGUUUAAACAGUUCAACAUUGCAAAGGACUUAUGAUUAUAAGCAAGUUGAUAAAUGUCAGCUAGCAUUUUCAACAGUGUAUGUAAGGCCAUUAAUCUGAAUUACUCGCAUUCUUCAUAUCUCUCACUAUCAUCUGUUCACAGGCCAGAAUAACCUAAAACUAGUUGGGCUUUGUCUUGGGGGAUGGGGGGGGGGGGGGAUAGACAGAUGGAGACUUGUGCAAGAUUUGUUUGUCACAAAAGGGCAUUAUUGAUUUACUAUUCAAAACCUCACUAUUGCUGGAUUCCUGUGUAGGCAAUAUGAGUCACCUCUUGUUUACAUCAUUCUAUGGUGUAUGAAAUUCAUGUGCAAUUACAAUUCUUGAGUGCAUUUGCUGAUAAUAUUUUUGUAAAAAAAAGAUACUAUGAUUUUCUUAAAGUAUUUAUUGUCAUUUGGUGCAACAUUUUUGCCUUGAAUAUUGUGAGAUAAAUAUUCUUAAAAUGCACAAGUUAGGGCUGUAGAAUAUGCAUGUAAAACCUUUAUAACCAAUACAUUGUAGAAAGUAUUGGGGUCAGUUAAAGCAGUAUUAUUUCCAUCGGACUAUGUACAGAAGCUUCAAUUAUGUUAUUAUGUUAAUUUGUAUAUAAGCUCUUCUAGUUUAUCUUUUCUGAAAUUGUAAAUUAUGUUUUAAUAUCAAUCACUACAUAGAAAAAAAUCCAAAAAUAAAAUUAAAAUUUAAUAUUAGCUCCGCUAAACUUUAUUGAAUAUAUAUGUCAAGUGUGAGAUUUAAUAGUUACAUGUACAUGUUAACCUUUUAACAACAUUGAUUGUAACUUGUAUCAUUAUAUGAUCUAUACGAGCCUGUCUAUUCAUGUUUUUCUUUCAAUCUAUGAUUUGUACUCCAGCAUUUUGAUUAGAAGCUCCAUCUGUUUGGAGUCAAGUGUUGAUUACUGGAUAUUAAAUCUUAAAUCUGUUUUUGUUAUGAAAUAUUUAUCUUUAUUAAACUCAUUUUAAGCUAAUGUUUACAUGACACAUUGUAUCAAGAAAUUCACUGUGCUUUAGUUUUUUCUGUCAUAGAAAAGUUACUUAAAAUAUGAUGGUAAUUCAGAAUAUUGGUUUUCAAGUUAAAAGCAACACCUUUGAAUGUAAGUGAAUUAUUACAACUCUUUAUCUCUUAUUUACAAGGAUAAAAACUACUAUAAACUGAAUGUGUUAUAUGACAUGAUAUAUUAAAUCAAGUUGUUAUAUUGUUGACUUUGAAAAUAAUAAAUACAGUAAAAGGA